AUGAACCUCUCAAAUACUGGCAGCAAUUUUACAACAGCUGUGUAUCGGGAUACUUUAAACACAGCUAUAAUCAAGAAUGGGAUUACUGUGGUUCUCUGCCUCUCCAUCAACUAUGUCAACAGUACCCUGGUGUACACAUUCACAAAACAUCAGGUUUUCAAUGUGAACCCUCGCUACAUCCUGUACAUCCACCUGGUGAUCAACGAUAUCAUCCUGCUGAGCCUGUUUACCCUCCUUCAGGUCCUGAGUUACAUUGUGUACACUCUUAACAUCUCUCUAUGUAUCGUUCUGGUAAUGAUUUCUACAAUUGCAAGUCUAAAUAAUCCCCUUACACUAGCAUUUAUGGCAGUAGAGUGUUAUAUCGCCAUAUGCUUCCCUCUCCGCCACACCCAGAUCUGUACAGUCAGGAAAACGUAUGUUGUGAUCGGCCUGAUUUGGGCAAUAAGUAUACUCUCGAUCACACCAGAUUUAUUUGUAGCCUUGGCAACAGAAUCCCUGGAAUUCUUUCGUUCCAGAGUUUUUUGUCUCAGAGACAAUGUUUUUAGAGACCCUAAUCUGACAGUGAAGAGAGAUGUUUCCAACUCAGUGUGUAUGGUCAUUGUUUGGCUCACUCUAUUCUAUACAUACUUCUGGAUCCUGUUCGCUGCAAAGGCAGCUGCCAAAGAUGCCAAGAAAGCGAGGAACACUGUCCUCCUCCACGGCUUCCAGCUGCUGCUGUGUAUGCUCACCUACGUUUAUCAUCUCAUAAUACAGGGUCUGACAUACUUGUUCCCAAACGAGGCUCUGGCCAUUCGCUUCACUGCCUCGAUAUUUAUUCAGGUACUGCCUCGACUCAUGAGUCCAGUUGUUUAUGGGCUACGAGACAAGACAUUCAGGAAUCAUCUGAAAAGAUAUCUCUUCUGUUCAACUAGUGCUACCACUCAUCCACAAACAACUCAAAAACAGGGCAUAAAGUCCAGUUUUUAG
Molecule: messenger RNA, 966 nt
Organism: Perca flavescens (yellow perch)
Lineage: Eukaryota; Metazoa; Chordata; Actinopteri; Perciformes; Percidae
Product: odorant receptor 131-2-like
Exons: 2
Coding region: 1-966 (321 amino acids)
Biological process (GO): detection of chemical stimulus involved in sensory perception of smell; G protein-coupled receptor signaling pathway
Cellular component (GO): membrane
Molecular function (GO): odorant binding; G protein-coupled receptor activity; olfactory receptor activity
Source: RefSeq, a predicted model, not a curated record